Fraxinus pennsylvanica is the source of this 1227-nucleotide messenger RNA. NCBI's taxonomy places the organism in Eukaryota, Viridiplantae, Streptophyta, Magnoliopsida, Lamiales, Oleaceae. The record is from the annotation of a GenBank genome assembly.
AUGAGGCCCUCGUCUUUCUUUUCGUCCUCCUCUUCCUCUUCUUCCUCUUCUGUCACAACUGCCACAGCUACGUCGCCCUCCGUCAAUGGCAAGGCUUACAAUUCCAAGAAUGGCAGUCCAGGGUGUCUCACGGGGGUAUUACGCCGGCUUCUUUGCCUUAAUAGUCUUCCGACAUACCCUCGCGAUCAUUUCAAAGAAGAGGAAAAACAGCCUUUAGUCAGUGAUAAGUUGCAGUGUGUGGAAGCAGCAAGCUACCUCGACGACUUCAACACACCAGGAGUAGUGGCCAGGCUAAUGGGAUUAGAAUCAAGGCCUCAUAUUAUGGAGAAAAGUCUCAAUUCAACUGGGCGAAGUCAGUCGAUGAAUGCCAUACAAUCAUUGACAAAAUUGAAGUCAAUACAAGGGAGGCAUAAACAUGGAAAGAGCUUGCGAGAAAUUUCUAGCUAUAAAGAGCUAGAAGAUGAGAGUUUUUUCAUCAUUAGCUUUGAGAGUGCAGGUGAAAUUUGGCAAGGAAUGAAAUCAGACAUGAAUUCUGGUCAGAAGAAGCAAACAAAGAAAGCUAUUUGCAAGAACAGCAGUAGAGAGAAACAGAACAAAGAAAAUCAAGAUGCAAACAAAGUUUCAAAGGGGCAAAAGCAAGGUAACUCGAUCGAUUCUGAGAAGAUUUACAGCAAUUAUAAGGUUAGCGAGCCAAUUGAUGUACUUACAAAUUCCUGUCAAAAGUCAUAUCUUGUUUUCGAGUUAGUGGACUCUAAUCACAAAGGAAGGGGAAGAACAAGAAGAAAGAAAGUUAAAUCCGAGGUAACCAAAUUGGAGACAGGUUGUGAUUCAAAAGAUUCAAGCCCGAAUUCUGUUCUUGAUUUUGCAGAAUUCCCAUCUGAACCUGACCCAGACGACCGUGAUUCAGUAGGGGUUUCGAUGUCAGCAAAUUUAAAAUUCCAGAGGACAUUAGCAGAGGAUCUUGAGAAUCACAGAAAGGCAGAGAAAAGAAGGUUGAUCAGAGAUGAUUAUGAUCCUAAAAGUAAAGAGAAGUGGGAUGAAGUUUGCCAACUUGUUGAAAGGGAGACGUUACAAUCCAAUUGGAUAUUCAAAGGGACAUUAAAGGAGGCUGAUGAUUUCCAAGAGAUUGGAGGAUAUUUGGGUCUACAAAUUUUUGAUCAACUGUUGGCUGAGUUACUCAACAACUUACAGGAAAUUCCUAGGAAAAAAUUUGACCUACAGCCUUAA